GGUGAUGACGAGACCAGUGGUGCACUGAUCUGUGCACUGAAAAACACGCUGCUGUGCCAACUGUGCGUUCACUUAGCCUGAUCCACCGGGUAAGACGAGCAGUUUUCCAGAAUGGAGCACAGACCUGAUGCAGAUCUGGAGGAGCUGUGUCCAGUCUGUGGGGAUAAAGUCUCUGGGUACCACUACGGUCUGCUGACCUGUGAAAGCUGCAAGGGCUUUUUCAAAAGAACGGUUCAAAACAACAAGAAGUACAUCUGUGCCGAAAAACAGCAGUGCACAGUCGACAAGUCUUUGAGGAAGCGGUGUCCGUUCUGCAGAUUUCAGAAGUGCCUUCUUGUUGGCAUGCGACUGGAAGCUGUUCGUGUAGAUCGGAUGCGAGGUGGCAGGAACAAAUUUGGCCCGAUGUACAAGCGUGACCGUGCCCUCAAGCAGCAGAGAAAAACCUUGAUGCAAACCAGUGGAUUCAGAAGAGAGCUCAGCUCACCUCUGUGCUCCUCAAGCUACCAGAGAGACUUGGCCUUUACUGGCGACCUCCAACCAGAUCCCUUCCUUCAUAGCAUCCCACUACCCACAGCACAGAAUGACCAGACUGGCCACCAGUGUCCGUCAAUGUGUUCACUUCUGCCCUUCAACCCACUUAGUGCUACCCAGUACCAGUUCACCUCCUUCUCAAACUGGACAAUCAAGUUAGAGCACACCAACAAUUGUGUAAGUCCAUUAGGCUCGGCUGCAGGAAUUUACAUGAACUCAGAUGAGCUAUAUUCAAACACUCCACAAGGUCCCAGGAUUCCUCAGCUAGUCAUGGAGUUCCUGCGCUGUGAUCCAGAUGAGCUACAACUGAGGAAUAAGACCAUAGCUCGUCUUAAGCAGGAGCAGACCGGCUGGAACAAACACAGGAACCCCAGCACCUUCAGCCUGAUGUGCCUCAUGGCUGACCAGACAUUGUUCUCCAUUGUGGAGUGGGCUCGUACAUCCAUCUUCUUCAAACAACUUACGGUGAACGAUCAGAUGAGAUUACUGCACAGCUGCUGGAGUGAACUGUUGCUCCUGGACAUCAUCUCCAGACAAGUCCUGUAUGGCAGAGAGGGCAGUCUGCUCCUGGUCACUGGACAGGAAGUUGAGCUGUCAGACGUAGCCUCUCAUGCUGGUCCUACCUUAGCCAGCCUGAUCCAGAGAGGCCAGGAGCUGGUUGAUAAGCUCAGUAUGCUAAAGGUGGAUCGCCAAGAGUUUGCCUGCAUCAAGUUCCUCAUCCUUUUUGAUCCAGAUGUGAAAGAGCUUGAAGACCAUCGGUUCAUAGAAGGCGUGCAGGAGCAGGUUGAAGAAACCCUGCUGGAGUACACUUUGUGCACCUCUUCUCAGUACUUUGGGCGCUUUGCUCAUCUGCUGCUGUGUCUGUCUGACUUGCGUGCUCUCAGCAGCCUCACUGAAGACUACCUGUACUGCAGAUACCAGAGUGCCGAUGUACCCUGCAGCAGCCUGCUCAUUGAAAUGCUCCACGCCAAGCGCAGCUAGAAUGAAGACUCACAAGUUCUGUGACUGUCUGUAUAUGUUAGUAUAUAGAAGCAUUAAGCUGUCUAAUAACAUUAGAUUAACCCUGGAAUUUGGGGAUUUGUUGUUUUUUUUUUUCACUACUACUACUACUACUACUACUACUGGUAGUAAGGUCUA
Monopterus albus (swamp eel) is the source of this 1668-nucleotide messenger RNA. Its product is annotated as nuclear receptor subfamily 5 group A member 2. Lineage: Eukaryota; Metazoa; Chordata; Actinopteri; Synbranchiformes; Synbranchidae. Gene Ontology annotation, molecular function: zinc ion binding; nuclear receptor activity; RNA polymerase II cis-regulatory region sequence-specific DNA binding. The coding region runs from base 112 to 1512 and encodes 466 amino acids. The record is from RefSeq and is a predicted model, not a curated record. Gene Ontology annotation, biological process: hormone-mediated signaling pathway; regulation of transcription by RNA polymerase II; tissue development. The transcript is spliced from 7 exons. Gene Ontology annotation, cellular component: RNA polymerase II transcription regulator complex.